Drosophila subpulchrella is the source of this 695-nucleotide messenger RNA. RefSeq lists its product as uncharacterized. The coding region runs from base 97 to 378 and encodes 93 amino acids. Lineage: Eukaryota; Metazoa; Arthropoda; Insecta; Diptera; Drosophilidae. The transcript is spliced from 2 exons. The record is from RefSeq and is a predicted model, not a curated record.
AAACGAGUAGGCUAAUCUUUUGUAGUCGAGAACGAAUUGUAUUCUCCCACAUUUCAUUGACAUUUCUCGUCAAGCACAGAACAGAAAAUAUCAAAAAUGCCGGCACAAAAGCCCCCCGAGUUCAAGUUUCCCAUGCAUGAUUUGCACUUGAAGCAAACGAUUGGCAACUUGAAAAUGGCUUGCACUCUGGCCCUGAUAGCCCCACUGCUACUUUACACUCUUCACAACAAUCCGCGCAGGAGGAAGUAUAGGACCUUCUACUCCAAGUACGAUCCUUUGGAUGCAUUCGACCGUAUGAUGAGUGGAGGAUAUCUCUCCUCUUGUCCCCCGGGAAGUGGUCCCAAAAAGGAUGACAAAAAGGACAAAAAGAAGAAAUAGAUCACAAUGACGAAGGCUACAACAAAUACUCUCUAUAAACUACCACACACUAGAAACCAAGUCUGACACAAAUCUGCAUUCUAAGAAAUUACGCAUUGACUAUACAGUUUUUAACUUAAUGACAAGGAAACGGCAGCCCCCUUAACAAAACUUAACAGAACUUGUACCCAAAUAUUCAAAAUCAACAAUGUUUUUUUCCUGACGAGACGAAAUCGGCCCUUAAAUGGAAAUCGAAGUUCGAAGGAAAUUACGCGUCUUUCAAUUAUGUAUAUCAGCUAACACGUAUAUUUAAAAAUUAAAUGGAGCAUUGCAAACUA